UUUGUUCAUAUCAUAUUCUCAGUACUAUUGUGCUUAGUUAUCGAUACUACCAUGAAGAGCGCUAAUGAGAAUAUUAUUCGUUUAUUAUCAGUAUUGUCUUUGUCAUCUCUAUUGUUCUUGACGGUGUCUGCACAGACAGAUGAAACAAAUUCAACAGUAACCGGCAAAACGAAUUCAACUGAUGCGAUGGCGAUACAGUUGUUAGUGGAUACUUUUUCUUUUACACUUGCGGCAAUGUCACUCGGAGAUCCAUGUCAGCCUGGAUCAUAUUUAUGGGUUACGUGCAGCUCCGAUGAUACCCCUCGAAUUACAGAAAUAAAUCUCCAUGGUUAUUCAUUAGUUGGUGUAAAUCUCCCAGAUUUUAGUGCCAUGGAUGCACUUGAAAAAAUAGAUUUAGGCGCUAAUAUCCUCUUGGGAGGGGAAUUUCCGGAUUUUCUUGCCAACUUCCCUAAACUCAAAGUGCUGUAUUUGGUGGGUACUUCUAUCUAUGGGACAGUACCUAUGUCAUUAAAGAAAAGAUUGGACAAUAAAACGCUACAGUUGAUGUUACCGGCAACAGGUUUGUGUUUUUCAGAUGAAGCCGUAUGUCCAGCUCAAACAGAGACAGGGACAGGAACAAGAAAUUCACCGGGAACAGAUGGGGAAACUUCACCGGGGACAGUUGAAGAAACAUCAACCACUAAUAGUUUUACUCCUACGCGAACAAAAAGCAGUAAAAAGAAAACGGUGCCAAUUGCACUUGGAACUGGAAUUCCAAUUUUUGUGAUUUUUUGGGCUGUUGUUGGAUUUCUAGCUAUCAAUCACCAAAAGGGAAAGGCUGCCGCGGCUGCAGGGAAAACGAAUGGGAACUUGCAAGACCUUGAGGGUGCAGCGGAAAACAUUUUACCGGACGAUCAAGGAGUUAACACCGACCGACAAACGCACCCAACUGUUUAAGCUACUAUGAUUGGAGCUUAUAUUAAGUCAACUUGUUGUAUUCGAAUCCUUUGCAAUUGUUGGAUAUUCUUUAUAAGCUUGCUGUGCAAUUUAUUAAUAAGGAAAAAUGCCUUGGGACUUGGGAGUUCAUAACAUCGGAUCGGAAUGUCACAUUUGCACACAUUCCCUGAUGUCAGUGUACUUUUGAGUUUUGAUAAUUAAAAUAGACAGGGAGUUGCUUA
Molecule: messenger RNA, 1157 nt
Organism: Papaver somniferum (opium poppy)
Lineage: Eukaryota; Viridiplantae; Streptophyta; Magnoliopsida; Ranunculales; Papaveraceae
Product: probable LRR receptor-like serine/threonine-protein kinase PAM74
Exons: 7
Coding region: 52-936 (294 amino acids)
Source: RefSeq, a predicted model, not a curated record